GAAAGAGCGCGUCGAGGACGUGAUGAUCUCCGAGCCAGGACCGUCAUGGUCACACAAACACGCACGCGUGCGCGCCUCGGGCACUGCCGAACUGCUCUUGCCGCUGCGCGAUUUUCUGCAGGCUACGCAUGUCGCAGCCAGUCUGCCUAACGCUCGCCAGGUCCUGUUCCGUCAGGCCGCCGCAAAAUUCUCGUCGGGGUGGGCAUUGUGAUGCUGGAGCCGCUGGCCGCGACCGUGUUCAACACUCUCCUGUCCGGACGUCCGUUCACGGCACUACCACACUCGACGACCUCCCAGCUUGCUUUGAGAAUGACGGCCGGAGCAGCCGCUUCUGCGUUUCCGAGCGACUUUUUCACGCCGCGUCCGCGCCGGGUGAAGGGAAAGGAGCGUGCCAUGCCGCUCGAUGACUGUCUCUGUGACGACAUACCCGUGCGUCUCGAGUCGUGCACCGACAUCAAGUACAUUGUCGCACUACAUGGCACGGUGAUGAGCCGACCCAGGGUUCGCCGUCUCUCCUGCCGCAAAAUCAUGCACGCACCCACACGAAGUACCCUCCCUUCUCUGCACAACCUCGCCAGACGCGUCGACCUAUCCCAGAUACGAUACGUGUCCAGCCUCCAAGAGCCACCUGACUCGUCGGCCUCUGAGCCCGGGACGCAGCACCUCGACCAGUGGCGAAGCAUGAUCAUGGACUACACCUCUGGAGCUCGGGCGUCUGAUCCAGAGAAAGUAUGGCGUGCGUACGAGUCUUUGCAACAGGCUGAUGGGUGCGCGUCUAUGACUGCGAAUCAGCUGCUAAGCUACGGCGCCCGGGUCGCAGCAAUCGUGGAGGACGGACACUUUGACUGGAUCCAGAUCGAGUCGUUUAUUCUCUGGGGAACACGGUUGCUUAGCCUGCUGCAGAAUGUCUCGGAUAGGAUCAAGACCGUCUCUCAUGACAAGGACUUUUUGCUGUGGCGCAUCUUGGGUGUCUGUGGUCUGGCCAUGGUAGGGAAGAUCGAUGACGCUGUUGCUGCUGCUCACGAUGUGCAAGAGAUGCCGUUCCAGCCGGAGGGGCGAAUCCAGGUUCUGCAGAUGCACGAUGUGCUCAUUUGCUCGCUGCGGCAGCAUCGAGAUCCUGUGGCUGUGCUGGAGUACCUCGUGGAGAAGUGGGAAGCUGUCGGGACCUAUUUGCACCGGUCAACUCUCCGCUGGCAGAACAAGGGCCACCCCCAAAUCAAAGCGUUCAGGAUGCACGCGUUUCAGUCGGUUGCUUGCAUUCAGAGCCCCGUCGGCUUUUUACAGGACGUUCAUGAACAGUGGUCACAGGAUAGGCGACAGGUGGCGGGCGAGUUUCUCGUGCAUGCUCUGUGCGAAUGCAAGAUGGGUAAGGAAGCUCUGGAUGUCCUGGAGAUCAUGCGCAACCAGUCUUUGUCCUUUACGGUCGAGCUGCAGUUGGAAGUGGUCAAGGCUUUGGUCAAGGCAGAUGCUUUCGAGCUCGCUAACAGCCUGUUUAUGUCAUUGACUCAGUUUAUGGGGUCAGGACAAAUGUUUGUUACGUUCCAAACGGUCGGCUUAUAUCUAUUCUCACAUCAAGGCGACAUUCCACGAAGCGAGGAGUACUUUAAUCGUCUCUCCCAAAGGAGCGCAGUUAAUAUCACACACAUUGCCAUGAUGCUCCAUGCUCAUGCGGUCAAUGGGAACGCCAAACUCGCGGUGCAGCUCUUUGAGCACUUCUUUCCUCCAGCCAUAUCCAGGCGACCGGACGCACUGCGGCCGAAUAUUUAUCACUACACUGCUGUCAUUCAUGCCUUCGCGCGAGAGGGGAGCCUGGAGAGCAUGAACCACUGGCUCGAAGUCAUGACCAAGGACGGUAUCUACCCGGAUAGCUAUGUCUACAGCAUCAUCCUCAAAAGCUUUGCGGAGAAAGGCGAGACCAGCUAUGUUGCGAACCUGCUUGACCAGAUGCGCGCAGCUGGGAUGUCACCCAGCCGGGAGCACUAUUCGACGAUCAUCGCCCUGCUUGCAAAGCGACGGGACGUCAUCGCUGCUGAAGAGAUCUACAAGCGGGCGGUCAGCGAAGGGGUUGUUCCUGACCGUCAGUUGGUCACGGCUAUGAUGAACGCGUACGUCGAGGCCGGUCAGUGGGAGGGUGUCAUUCGUGCGUUUGAUUACCUCAAGAGCUCUGCACACCGCGGUCUGCGCCUCUCGGUGGAGGUUUACAACACGCUGCUCAAGGCAUACGUGCUUAUUGGCGCGCCCUUCCGUGUGGUGGCGAAUCUCUUCCGGAGGCUGGACGAGGCUCGGGUCCGGCCUGAUGCGCACACUUUCGCGCUGCUCAUUCUGUCUGCGUGCGAUUCGGGUCUGAUGGAGAUUGCGUUUGACUUGUACAAGGAGAUGGAAGCGCUCUCGGAGGACUGGCAGUCGCAUAUGCACAUCAACGUCUACGUUCUCACGAUCAUCAUGGCCGGCUAUCUAAGAAAGGGCGACCGGGGGAAGGCUAGGAAGUUAUUCGACGAGAUGCGCAAGCAGGGCAUCCAGCCAAGCGCGAUCACGUACGCGGCGAUCGUCAAGGCGUACGGGAAGGAGCAGAGCGGGGCCGGACUGCAGGUUGCGGAAGAGUUCGUGCAGUCGCUCAUGUCGGCAGAGAAGACCCACGAGUGGGCGAAGACCAGCGGAAAUCGGGCUCGUGCGAUUGAGACAGUAUUCGCGCCGCUGCUCAGUGCCUACGCGCGGCGAGAGCAUCCCGAAGACGUCGAGCGGCUCAUCUCGCAGAUGCUCGAGGCGGGUGGAGAGCCGACCAUCGGUGCGCUCACCGCGAUGCUCGAUGCGCACCGGCGCAAAGGCAACGCCGACGCCGCACGCGAGAUCUGGCCGCAGAUUGUCGAGCUCGGUCUGCGGCACUCGGAGGUGGACUCGCUCUUUGCGCCGGUCAGCGCGAAAGGCGGGGCGCUGCCCGAUCUGCGCGGGCACGGUAUGGCGAUGUGUAUCCCGCUCUCGAUCUACACGGACGCCAUGUCCGCGGGAGGCUACCACGCGGAGGUGGCGGAGGCGUGGCGCAGGCUGCACGAGGAGAAGCUCGCGUUCGACUCGCACAAUUACAAUCACCUCAUCGUCGCGCUCGUCCGUGCAGGCGAGCCAGAGCGCGCGUUUGAUAUCGUUGAAAGCGUGAUUCUGCCCUAUCAGCGCCGAUUCCGGGAGUCACUGUCUAUGAAGCGUGAGUUCGAGCCGAAAUCACCGCUUCGUGCGGAGCGUCUCCCCCAGCCGGACGACCUGCCUGACGUGUCACCUCAUGCCCCUAUGCAUUCCACCGAUCGCCGAGAGACAGCGGUGGGAACUGCUACAUUGAAAUCAAGCCGUAGUAUGGAAGAGGAGUUCCAGGAGGACUUUGCCCAUGCGUUGCAGAUUCUCUACAAGUUCUCGCCCCUGUGGAAUGUGUGGCGGCCUCAUGCUGUCGUUCUGAACCUUCUCCACGAAGUCCUUGAUCACUUGGAAUCAGGUAGACUGAUACAGCCAGUGCGCCCAGCCACGGCUUCGCCGGAACCUACGCCCGAUCCGCAAACGAUCGGACAGAGAAGACUAAAGGCCGCUGCCAUACUCCGUAAGAUUUAUAGCGAAUGCCCGCAGACAGUGGAGAUGGCCCGCGACUUCAACAGCGUCAGGAGGGCGCGAACCCGGAAAUUCAUUGGCAGACGUUCAGAGUGAGGAAACUUUGAGCGACAAAUACUAUUGCUACGACAGCCAUUGGGGGACCCAUCAUAAAGAUAGCGGAUGCAAACGCGGCGAGCGAAGCGAAGGUCCACGUAACCCGAAACUGACAAUUCGACGCCUACGUCAUCAUGUUCCUCCCUCAUCGGACUCGUCGCCGGACAAGGCUGAUGACCCGCUACGGAGCCUCUUCCGGCCCAGUUUUGCGCUACCAUUCCGAUUUCGCUAAACGAGUCGGACGCCAUGCGUCGAUGCAUCGCGUGAUUGGCUGUGCAUGUGUUGAGUGGAGAGGGUUUACUCACCAGAGGAAGUUUCUGCCC
This is a messenger RNA of Laetiporus sulphureus 93-53, 4007 nucleotides long. RefSeq lists its product as uncharacterized. Gene Ontology annotation, molecular function: protein binding. The transcript is spliced from 3 exons. Lineage: Eukaryota; Fungi; Basidiomycota; Agaricomycetes; Polyporales; Laetiporaceae. Bases 211 to 3684 code for a protein of 1157 amino acids. The record is from RefSeq and is a predicted model, not a curated record.